Messenger RNA from Drosophila arizonae, 1701 nucleotides. RefSeq names its product Smu1 spliceosomal factor (gene Smu1). NCBI's taxonomy places the organism in Eukaryota, Metazoa, Arthropoda, Insecta, Diptera, Drosophilidae. Gene Ontology annotation, molecular function: protein binding. The record is from RefSeq and is a predicted model, not a curated record. Gene Ontology annotation, biological process: mRNA splicing, via spliceosome.
AUAGACGCGUUUUCUGUUAAAAAUAAAAAUAAAAAUAAAUUUAUUAAACCUACCUAGGCUUACAGCGCAUCAUGUCUAUUGAAAUAGAAUCAGCAGACGUAAUUCGUCUAAUUCAGCAAUACCUAAAAGAAUCCAAUCUACUCAAAACGCUUCAAACCUUACAGGAGGAAACUGGAGUUUCACUCAAUACAGUAGACAGUGUCGAUGGGUUUGUCCAAGAUAUCUCUAAUGGCCACUGGGACACUGUGCUCAAAGUAACCCAAUCUCUGAAGCUGCCAGACAAAAAAUUACUCAAUCUCUAUGAGCAAAUUGUCUUGGAAUUGAUAGAGCUGCGUGAAUUGGGUGCCGCUCGCUCACUACUUCGUCAAACCGACCCAAUGAGUAUGUUAAAGCAGCAUGAGCCCGAGCGGUAUAUACAUCUAGAAAACAUGUUGCAACGAGCAUAUUUCGAUCCCCGCGAAGCUUAUGCAGAGGGCAGCAGCAAAGAGAAGCGACGUGCGGCUAUUGCCCAGGAGUUGAGUGGCGAAGUGCACGUUGUGCCUUCGUCCAGGCUCUUGGCGUUGCUUGGCCAAGCGCUGAAAUGGCAACAGCAUCAAGGUCUUCUUCCACCCGGCACUACCAUUGAUUUAUUCCGUGGUAAGGCAGCCAUGAGAGAUCAAGAGGAGGAAAUGUAUCCAACGCAACUGUUUAGACAGAUCAAAUUUGGUGAAAAGUCUCAUGUAGAGUGUGCACAGUUCUCACCAGAUGGACAGUAUUUAAUAACAGGAAGCGUAGAUGGCUUCUUAGAAGUUUGGAAUUUUACAACGGGCAAAGUACGUAAGGAUUUGAAAUACCAAGCGCAGGACCAGUUCAUGAUGAUGGAGCAAGCUGUGCUGGCAUUAACCUUCUCGCGGGACUCUGAAAUGGUUGCAUCCGGUGCUCAGGACGGCCAAAUAAAGGUUUGGCGCAUCAUUACCGGCCAGUGUCUGCGUAAAUUUGAGAAAGCACACACCAAAGGCAUUACCUGUCUACAGUUCUCUCGCGACAACAGCCAAGUGCUCAGUGCCUCCUUUGACUAUACUGUGCGUCUGCACGGCCUGAAGUCUGGCAAAAUGCUUAAGGAGUUUAAGGGUCACACAUCAUUUGUCAAUGAAACCACGUUUACACCUGAUGGUCACAGUGUGCUCAGUGCUUCUUCCGAUGGCACCGUUAAAGUCUGGUCACUGAAAACUACAGAAUGCGUAGCUACGUACAAGCCGUUGGGCAAUGAACUGGCCGUGAAUACUGUGCUUAUCCUGCCCAAAAAUCCUGAACACUUUAUCGUUUGCAAUAGGUCCAACACAGUUGUCAUUAUGAACAUGCAGGGCCAAAUUGUUCGAUCAUUCUCGUCGGGUAAGCGCGAGGGCGGCGCCUUUAUCUCAGCUACCCUGUCACCCCGAGGCGAAUUUAUUUACUGUGCUGGUGAAGAUCAAGUGCUAUAUUGCUUCUCGGUUUCUUCGGGCAAACUGGAGCGUACACUGAACGUACACGAAAAAGACGUCAUUGGCCUAACACAUCACCCACAUCAGAAUCUUCUGGCCACCUAUAGUGAAGACGGUCUACUAAAGCUAUGGAAGCCUUAGUUUCAAUAGGCCUAGAUCAACUGGUCGCAUACUAAGUUUUAUUUAGUAGCAAUAGAUUUUACGUAUCCAAAUAUAUGUAUUUUAUUUAACAGCACUGUAA